AUGUACAGCAUCGCACGAUCGCGCCUCGUGGGCCCCGUUGAUGUCGGUGGAUCAUGGACUCUAGCGAACGCAAGACUACAAAACGGUCGCGUUUUGAUCAGACUGAGCCGGAACCCAAACGCGUAUCCCGUUUCGAUCGGCGCUCUCGCUCGCCCGCUGCCCGGCGGGUCGAUGCGUCGCGCGAGCAUCCUCUGCCGUCACGCGAGCCAGGUACGCCCGGCGACCAGGAGCCCAAACGCCAUGACCCUGCUGCCGCCGCUGGUACGUUGA
Messenger RNA from Sporothrix brasiliensis 5110, 270 nucleotides. RefSeq lists its product as uncharacterized. The transcript has 2 exons. The coding region runs from base 1 to 270 and encodes 89 amino acids. The record is from RefSeq and is a predicted model, not a curated record. Lineage: Eukaryota; Fungi; Ascomycota; Sordariomycetes; Ophiostomatales; Ophiostomataceae.